Molecule: messenger RNA, 11769 nt
Organism: Actinia tenebrosa (Australian red waratah sea anemone)
Lineage: Eukaryota; Metazoa; Cnidaria; Anthozoa; Actiniaria; Actiniidae
Biological process (GO): activation of adenylate cyclase activity; hormone-mediated signaling pathway; adenylate cyclase-activating G protein-coupled receptor signaling pathway
Cellular component (GO): plasma membrane
Molecular function (GO): G protein-coupled peptide receptor activity; ATP binding; protein binding
Source: RefSeq, a predicted model, not a curated record
UAUAUAGCAGGUAGGCGAUGGGGAUUUGAAACUAGAAAAAGGUAAAAAUCAUUGUAGAACCAGAAAAAUACCAAAGAGAAUCGUAUUUUUUUAGAAGGAGGGACAAAAAUAUCGUACACUUUUACGCAAAAGGAAACGACAAGGAAUUAAGAUCUACGAGAAGAUUACUAGUUCAAAGGAUGGAGUUUCAACAAAUAUUGAUGAUACUGGAUAUCCUGUCCACAAUGAUAAACAUCAUCAGCACACAAACUACUGAUUACGGCUGCAAUUUUGACUCGUCGUUCUGCAACUGGACCCAAAAUACAAGCAAUCCAUUACAGUGGACAAGAUUACGUUAUAAAACACCCAGCCUCAAUACAGGGCCAUCUGCAGAUGCAUCAGGUUCUGGAUCGUAUAUAUACAUAGAAGCAUCCUCUCCUCGUAAAUACGGUGACACAGCACGACUCAUCAGCCCUGUCAUCGAAGGUCCACAUUGUAUGUCGUUCAUGUAUUACAUGUUCGGUAGUACCAUGGGUAGUGUCGUGGUGUAUGUGAACAACAACAGGACAAGUGAUGCAAUACCUGUCUGGAUUAAGUCCAGAAACCAGUACGAUAAGUGGAGACAAGCGAAUGUCUAUAUCGAUGAUGAAAAUAGUUAUCAGAUUUUCAUCGAUGGAGUGAGGGGGCUAAGCUAUGAGAGUGAUGCUGCCAUCGAUGAUAUUAAAUUUGCCAAGGGAAAAUGUCAAAAUCUGACUUAUCAACUGAUUCACGUUCACUACAAAGAAGAAUUUAAUUUAUUCAAACUAGACACCGUCCCGCCUUACAACGCUUGGAUCUACGAUUUUUCAUUCCAUGCUCUUCAAACGAAAAAUCAUGAAAACGACACACUUUACUUUGUCUACCCGAAUAAAAAAUGUACGAAAACACUGCUUUCAAAGACUUUUUCAGUAUCUAAUAAAGAUUGUACUCCUUUUGAGUUCUUGUACGCCUCGAAGAGUAGGAAUAGUGGAAACAACAAGAUAAUGUUGCUUGAUCGUGUGAACGAAUCACAAGGAAUUGCACUUGAGAGUCGUGGACGAUGUUGCGGGGAGCUGGUGAUGGACUACUUUUACGCGAAUGUUACGAUUGAAGAUUUAUCGACAUGUCCUCCCGGAUGGGUCUCUGUUGGUAAAUCGUGCUACCAGUACAUCAUUGGGAGCCUCUCUUGGAAUGGAGCAAGAUUACACUGCGUCACCAGAGGCGGCCAUAUUGCCACACCUUGGACUAUGUCUAGAAUGAACUCCUUGAAUAACUACCUCAACAAACUGCAGUUUGGAAACCCAAGAGUGGCUUUUGUAGGUGCAACGGUUAUUGAACAUGGUCAUUGGGAAUGGUUCUCAGGGGCUUCCGUUAAUCCUAUCUUCUGGGGACCAGGACAGCCCUCUUGGGACGGUCAAUGUGGAAACUUGAUCAAAGGAGAAGAGUGGGAUUCAAACUGGCUUGGAUAUGGAUGGAAGUUAAAUGACGAGCCAUGUAAUGACCCAAGCAGCUUUAUUUGUCAAAAGAAAAUGACACCAAACAAGACCUGUGAGUCUGAUUGGUUUGCUCUCAGCAAUAACUGCUAUCACAUCUAUUUUGGUCUCAGUACUUGGGAAAACGCAAAACAAAUAUGUCAAGAGAAAGGCGGUCAUCUAGCAUCACUCGACAAUGAAAGCACAAUGAAUGCCAUGACUGCAAAACUAGACACUUUUUCUUAUCUCAAAGGCUAUAAUGCUAAAGUUUUCGUUGGCUUAAGAAAUGUUGGCCAGUUUCGAUGGGUAAAUGGCCAGCAGGUUUCCAGCAGUCUUUGGCACGGCGGAGCUGUUGAUAAGUACAGCUCUAAGACGUGCGGUGCGUUAACACCUUAUGCAGGAUCGUGGAGGAUGACUCAAUAUGAUUGUAGUUAUUACCUUAUUGACUACCUUUGUCAAACAGAAAAACGCAACAAAGUAAAUCCUGGUAUGGCGGAAACGAACAGCAGUGUUUCUAUUGGAGAGCCAUCAUUUGUUGUUGAUGGAAGCUACGCGACAUGUUUUCAAACGAAAAAGGAAGAUCAUCCUUCCAUCAGAAUAGAGCUCCGAAACGAGAUAUAUGUAUCUGCCGUACAAAUCAUCAUCAGGCGAGGAUGCUGCCUGGAUAAGAAUGCUGACCUGCGUGUAUAUCUCGGCGAAGAAGGAUCAAUACCAGCAGAGUGUACUGUAUUCCAGUAUGUUUUCCCAAGUUCCAAUAAAUACUUCGUCUGCAAUGCUUCACAUAAGACUAGGUACUUGGUUUUACGAGCUUUUGGUUCCAACGCAAUCUUAUCGCUAUGUGAAGUGAUCGUGUAUGGAUCAGAUACCUCUCAAGAAUUCCAGGGUGUUUUUCAAGAGCUAUGGUACGGCGUUUCAUCAAACUACCUCUCAAAUCUGCGUGUCAAUCCUCGUUUUCCUUUCCAACCGGAUGCUGUUUCAACGAUCAAGGACUUCGAUGCGCCCUACGAUAUCAAUAUCAAUUAUGGUCAGCGGUUAUCAACAUAUCUUCAGGUUCCAUCUAACGGCAACUACACAUUCUACGUGGCGUGCAACAACGAGUGUGAGCUUUCAAUAACUACGAUUGACGCAUUUACUGAAACAAUUAACGAAUCGAUGACAAGUGAGGAAGAUUCUUCAGGAACAGCUUUGUUGAACUUGUUUUUUAAAUAUAACGUUGAACAUAACGACUGGACCAGAUACCCAACACUCCAGACAUCGAGUCCAGUUCCUUUAAGCACAUGUCAUUUGUAUAAAGUAGUUUUGCUGAUGAAGCAAGGAAUCGGGAAAGACUGUGCUUCUGUGGGAAUGAGGCUUCCUAACGGAACAUAUGAGCGACCGAUACCAUCAAGGAGACUUUACUGGGUGAAUCCAGGUACGAGGGAGAUCUAUUUUGAGCUCAAGGAACAUAAUGACGUAAUCAAGGUCGACACCGGCACUAAGGGACUUAUUAUCAAAGCGUCUUAUAAAUAUUGUUGUCGUGGUAUUUACUGUCCAAACUGCCCAAUCAAGCUUCAAUUCCGUGUUCUCGAUUCCAUUAUCACCGUCGCCGAGUCUCUUGCUAUGGAUUGUCAAGAGAAUGACUUUACAGCAACGUUAAACAUCCUGGCGCAACCACGUGACUACUUCAUGAAUAUAAGUUAUUCAUUUUGUCAUGGCUUAGACGAGAAAAUAGAACAGAAGAUUGUAGGCACACUUACGGUUUUGCCUAAGGUAUAUCUAGGAUGUAACUUCAUAAAAAACACGUGCUCCUGGAAAAAUGAGAAUGGAUGGAAUUUGACUCGGAAGUUACAAAGCUACGACAGUAAAAGAUCUUUUCUUUCUCUAAAUCAACAAAGAAAAGCAUUGCUGGAGACUGAUUGGAUAUUGAGCAGUCACGUGCUAAAAACACUUGGUUUUUGUCUUCGAUUUAAUUAUCUUCUUCCAACCUUGACGAACUCACAACUGCAAGUCGUUCUUAAACAUCGUAGUAAUCAGAACGAUACAUUGUUGUGGAGCCUUAGAGGGUAUCAAGGGAAUGGUUGGAGUUCAGGCCAGCUGUCGUGGAAAGCUCUGGAUCAUGACUUUAAGGUCAUUUUUAUUGGGACAAGUGUUUCAAACGAUUCCAUAUCCAUUGGAUUGGAUUCUGUCACACUGGAAUCAGCGCUGUGUCCUCGUGUACCAAUACAUAGCAGUCCAGAUUAUCGAUGCCAAAAGGACAACCAGUUUCAAUGUGCAAACGGCAUUUGUAUCAAUAAAGAUCUAGUGUGCGAUGGAGAUCAUUUUUGUAUUGACGGAUCGGAUGAAAAGAACUGCAAAUGUCUCUCCAACCAAUUCUCUUGCUCCAGUGGGGAAUGCGUCACGGCUAGCCAACUUUGUAAUGGUAUAGAGGACUGUAAGGAUGGCUCAGAUGAAAGGCAAUGCAAAGAUUCCUGUUCUCAUGACCAGUUCCAGUGUUUAAGUGGUUCAUGUAUUCCAUGGUCUCAGACCUGUGAUCAUUAUUACCAAUGCGAAGACCAGAGUGAUGAGCCUGAAAUAUGCGGUUUGGGAUUUUGUCCUCUAAAUAAUCAAAGCUGCAUGGGAACUGAAAACAGAACACAAAAUCAAGAAUGUGCAAGUAACAAAGUUGAAUGCGAUUUUGAACGAGGUCUGUGCGGAUUGACACAUGAUCGAGGAGGGAGUUUCCAGUGGCUUAUCAACUCAGGACCGACACCAACAAAAGAAACUGGACCCAACUAUGAUCACACGAAUAUGGAUAACAAAGGUAAAUACAUUUACAUCGAAGCAUCGGAUGAGCAAGCAGGAGAAAAGGCGCUGCUUUCAAGUGACUUCAUCAAAGGUACUCAGUCAGUGUGUAUCCAGUUCUGGUACCACAUGAGCGGUAUUGAAACUGGAAGCCUGAACAUCUACAGAAAGAGUAAUAACUCAAUGAAUUUGCUGUGGUCACAAAGUGGGGACAAAGGCAACAGUUGGCUGUUUGGACAAGUUGGGUACCUCUCCAAGAAAACGCACCGAAUCAUUCUGGAAGGCGUAAUAGGUUCAGGGCCCUGUGGAGAUAUCGCAAUAGAUGACCUAUCUAUAUCAUUCGAUAGAUGUACAACACCUAGUGAAGAUAUAGGUUCCCUUAGAUGCGAUUUUGAUAAAGACAUUUGCAAUUGGAAAGCAAGUAAUUUUUGGCAAGUUCAACCUUCUUCCGCCAACAAGCACAACCUUGACAAUAUAUAUCGCUCAGAUGGCUAUGUUUUCCUUUUACCAUCAAAAAGCCAGCCAAUUUGGGAGCAGUUCAUCAGCCCUGUUAUCAAAACCAGCUUUGGCGUGCGUUGCUUUAAGUUCUGGUACACCUUGGUUGUCGGAGGGAAGCUAAGUACCGGAAUAAAAGUAUCGGUGAAGACGAAGAUCAAAACGAUGGAAGUGUGGAGCUGGACUGAAGACACAUAUGGAUGGCAAUAUGCACAGAUUCCGCUGAAUUACUCACAAUAUUAUCAAGUGGUAAUUGAAGGAAGAAAAGUCACCAAGUAUCCAAAAUUAGGAAUAGAUGACAUCGUCUUCUCUAAAGAAACCUGUGAUAUCAUACCAAGAUAUGUUGAUCCUCCUGAAAUCUACAAAGAGACAUUCGGUGCUAUCAAACAUUGGAAACUAGAUAAAUCAGAUAAUGAUGUAAAACCUGUAGGAGCAGUAACAUACCUCAGAGACCGAGGUCGUUUCGUAACAUGCCUAGACGGGAAGACAGCCUACCUAGAGACUCCUGCUAUUGAUAUACGGUUGACGAGUUUUUCUAUUACGUGUUGGGUGAUGUUCAUGGAUACAGGCGUCAUGAAUCAUAUUUAUUCUGACUGGACCGACCCGUUUCAGUUUCGUUUCUAUGUGUAUCAAGGAAAUCUUAUGGCGGAAUUGCGUGGGAAGGGUAACGUCAAUACACUUAUCCAUUUGACUACUGCACUGAGCACAUCCAAAGGAUGGAAACACGUUGGCUUUGUUUGGGACCGACAGUCGCGUUCUGCAUACCUGUACGAGAACGCCUUGCUUAAGACAAUGAAGGGACUCCCUCACAACAUGGAUGUUGAUUUAAAACUGACAGGCCACACUUCCUUCGAGAUUGGCGCCAAAAAGGACACUAAUCAAUUUUUGCGUGGAUGUUUGAGAGAUUUGAUGGUCUUUGAUCGUGCGAUAGAUUACCAUACAAUGCGCUUGCUGUAUAGUCCAUCAAGAGAGAUGUGUCCGAUCCGAUCGACAAUUACUGAUGACUGUUGUGUGUUCCCUUACACAUAUAAAAACCAGUCGUAUGAUACUUGUGUUUACCGUGAGUCGGGGUUCAUGUGUGGAACUACAUCUAAAUCUAUAGAUGGGAAGUGCAAAGUUGAUGAAGAGUGCGGUAAUGUCAAGGACAACUGGUGUGGCUGGGAGAAAGUUGGCAGUAGUGGUAACCAGUGGAAACGAGGAACACUUCAAGACAUGAUGAAGGUCAAGUUGGUAUAUUCUUCUAACCCAGGUGAUUAUGAAGCAAGCUUUUCAGAAAAUCAUUCUGGGUACAUCAACUACACUGGCUUACCGGAUAUGACGUCAUUGACUAUAUGCAUGUGGCUGAAAACCAAAGACCAAAAAAAUGCUGGUACCCCGUUUGUUUAUCGAGUGUAUUCUGAAGAUGCUGGUAGCUAUGUUAUUGCUGUAGCACUAUUUGAUUACCGAAAUAUCUUCGUUCAUGUAGGCCGGACAUAUUCUAAAAAACUCAACAUCUUCUUGAACGAUGGCAUUUGGCAUCAUGUUUGCAUUAGAUGGAAUAAUAAAGAUGGUUUCAUCGCGUUAGUUGUUGAUGGAACACAAUAUAAAGGAACUUCAUUUGCACGAGGAUAUGUGAUUCCAGGAAAUGGAGAAUUUAUUAUAGGAGCAACAUCGUCUUAUUCUCGCUUGGUUAAUGGCAAUGUUGGUCAGUUUGUUGGAACAGUUAGUGACGUUAACAUAUGGACUUACUUGAUCUCAGUGAAAGAUAUCAAGCUUAUGAAACUUGGGUGUGGAGGUCAGCUAAGUAAACCACUCAUGAGCUGGGAUCUCUUUAAAGAUUUCUUCGUUGGGAAUGUAACUGUAAGACAGUCCGCUUCAUGUAAAGACAUGGAAGGCGUAAGAGUUUUUAUGGCGUCAGACAAUGCUGCAAGUGAUCCUGGUAUGAUGUCAUCUAUCUACAUGAGCCCAAUCUUCCGAAGCUCGCACCUUUCUUAUGGUCAGUGUCUGAGGUUCCUGUAUUUGAUAUACGGACCAGGAACUCGUAAACUGCGUAUAUAUCAGCAUUUAAAAGUGGACAACUUUGUUAAGAGACUAGUGUGGUUUGUUAAUACAUCGAACAGUACAGACUCUGCAUGGCAUUAUGGGAAGGCAUCAAUUUCAGGUGUAUCUGAAUUCAAGAUUUCCCUAGAAGGAACUCAGGGGAACGAGCCGGGUUAUAUCGCAGUCAAAGGAAUAAAUGUUGCAGAUGGCUAUUGUGAAACAUUGAAUACGAAUGUGAACAGAGUUUACUUCAAACGCCUGUCAAAGCCAAGCGGUAUUCUUCAUUCUUCAUUCUAUCCCGGGUACUACACCCUCAACGAGCAAUCCACCUGGUACAUCAAAGUCAAACCAGAUCACUUUAUUCGUCUCUAUUUCCUAUCCUUUGACUUUGAAGACGAUCAAGUAUGUGUAAAGGAUUCCGUCUCAGUCUAUGAUGCUGGAAAAAUAAAGAGGAUUGGGAAAUAUUGUGGUUCCCGUUAUCCACAGUUCGUUGACUCAUCAAACAAUGUUAUGAUCGUGGUCUUCAAAAGCGAUGAGGAUAUCAUUCGAACUGGUUUUAAGGCGCGAUACGAGGCUAUACCAAAGCGAAAGGUUAUAACAAACGAAACAUGCACCUCCUACGAAGGUUGUCCAUUAAACUGUGAAUGCAGUCUUAUGUCCAGUGAUCCAGAAAGCAUUAUGAUCACUACACGCCGGGGAGUGACGCUUACCACAAUUCCUGCAGACGUCCCCGAAAAUACCAGAGCAUUAAUGCUGUGCAAAAACAGAAUUGACCGACUACCGGCAGAAACUUCAAAUGGAAAUUCCAAGAAUAUAGAGUACUUAGAUCUAUCGCAUAACAUCAUUAUAGAUAUCCAUGCUUCAGCUUUACAAAACUUGACGCGACUUAAAACACUGAGGCUAAACUAUAAUUUUCUGAUUUCGUUGACUGGGAAAACGUUUAGCGGAUUGGCACAACUAACCACCUUGGACCUCAGCAAUAAUCUCCUUUCACACAUUCCCUCAACACUUUUGAGUUCUCAAGCAUCAUUGUCGUCACUGAGCCUUCGGGCAAACAGACUGACAUCGAUUGAACCAACAACAUUCAAGAAUAACAGGAAUCUCACUUCACUGUACAUCAAUCACAACGACCUCAAAGAAAUCCCAGAUGAGUUAUUCAGGAAUCUAAAACACCUGAAGAUACUAAAUUUAAGCCACAACAAGAUCAAAGUGUUCAGUGCUGCAAUGUUUGAAGGUUUAACUUCUCUUGAAAAAUUGUACCUGGAAAACAACCUUCCAAUAACCUUAUCUCCGAACAUCUUUAAAUCACUUACUUCACUGAAGGAGUUGCACGUGGAUGGGUUCUUUCUCUGUUGCUAUGCCAAGAAAGCUAUCCCGAAUGUAAAAUGCAUCUCACCAAAAGAUUUCUUCUCAAGCUGCUCAGAUCUGAUGAAAAAUAAAACGCUACAAAUCUUCAUCUGGAUUCUCGGUCUGUCGGCCUUACUUGGCAACUUCUUUGUCGUGAUUCUGCGUUCAGUUUUUAAAGAAGACAACAAAGUUCAUUCCUUUUUGCUCACCAACCUUGCAGUUGCAGACUUCCUAAUGGGAGUAUACAUGCUAAUACUUGCGAUAAAAGACGUUACAUUCCAAGGAGAGUACUUCAAGCAUGACUUCACAUGGAGAACUGGGAAGACCUGUAAACUCGCAGGGGCUUUAUCGCUGUUGUCAAGUGAAGCGUCGGUUCUCCUUCUGACACUAAUAACAGCAGAUCGUUUCAAAAGCAUCGUAUUUCCAUUCCGUUUUGGAAAGUUAAGAAUGAAAGGGGCUUGUUUCAUAGUAGCACUUAUAUGGACAAUCGGAAUUUUGCUUUCUGUCAUUCCUCUUCUCGAUGUUAGCUAUUUUCACGAUGAAUCGCGACGAGUUGGUUAUUAUGGACGGUCAGCUUUAUGUCUUCCUUUGCAGCUUACACGAGACAAACUUGCCGGAUGGGAAUAUUCAGUGAUAAUCUUCAUCGUACUCAAUUUAAUUUCUUUCACCUUCAUCCUCGUAGCUUAUAUUUUAAUGUUCAUAACUGUAAAACGAAUUUCUUCCUCGAUACGUUCGACAGUAAUGAGUAGAGAAUCUCAGAUGGCGAAGCGGAUGGCGUUCAUCAUCGCCACAGAUUUCUUUUGCUGGAUGCCGGUUAUUAUCAUCGGGAUUCUUUCCUUGCUGGACCUGUUUCAUGAUCCAGAACAACAGGUUUAUGCCUGGUUGGCUGUGUUUGUGCUUCCUGUUAACUCGUCCAUUAACCCAAUCCUUUACACAUUCUCUACACCGCUUUUACAUAACCGACUGAAGUUUAAUAAAACAUUGAGAGACAAAUGGCUCAGCAGAACGUUCUUGACUUCACCGUCCACUAUCCCUGUCACUCGACUUAACGCCGUUGACAGUACGAGGAUAUCCAGAAUUAACUCAACCGCAGGAUUUGGUUACACCAACCUUGUAGCAACGAACUCUCGAUCUGUACUGGAUAUUCCGAAGGAAAUAAACGCAAAUAAUUUCCCAAAACGUUCUACUCAAGAAAAUUUAUCCACAACAGCUAACUGUUCUUCAUACAUGCCAACAAUGAACCUGAGGCUCGUUGAGAUCCCAGAUGUUUGUAAAGAUGACAAGCAGAAUGCUUCGAUGGGCUUCGUCGUUGCAUGGUCGGAAGCAGUUCCAGGAGAGAUAUGCUUGCGUCUCAUCAAGCAUCUGGGCAAGAAAGACGAACAGGCAUGGAAGAAAGAAACUAGCAUUGUUUCAUCACUGACAUCGUCAGGCGAACACCCAAAUUUAUUAAAAUAUUGUUGGCACUCUAGAGCGAGUGAAGUUAACAUCAGAUAUAACAACGAAAGCCUUCCGCAGAUAAAACCUAAUGCCCUGCUAAUCUGCUACGAUUUUGUGUCCAGCACAUCAUUGGAAGACUACCUGAAGGACAGCCAAACGACAAUAAAUUUUGAUUCUUUAUGUGCCAUCGCCCUGGACCUUUGUAAUGCACUAGAGGAGUUGCACAGACAUGGUGUGGUGCAUAAUAACAUUAAACCAUCAAAUAUCUUUAUUGGAAGGUGCCUGAGGUUUCCUCCAAUUUUGGCAGUUCUUGGUGGAUUUUCAAGAGCUGAAAAAGUAAAGCCUGGAAAGUCUUUGGGCAAAUAUAAAACUUUAAAUGCAGAUCUUAUGCUCUCUAAGAACAUUUACCAGUUUGGAAAAAUCUUGUCAACGCUGAUUGGUCACUGCAAAACUCUGAACAAGUCCAUCGAGAUCCAAAGUGUAAUGGAGCUAUGCGUGGACCAGGUAUUUAUUAAGAUGAUAACCCCGUCACAUAUCAAAGAGAUUCUGAAUGAGAUCUGGAGCAGCACAGAAGUAUGGGACACUUAUUUGUGAAUCAACUUUCAACAUCGCCUUUAUAGAGGGGUACCUCUUUCGUGGGGGUGAAGGACUGAUGUUUGACAUUUCUUUAAAAAAAAAGUUUUAGCCUCCACUCUUUACUAUCCCCCAUUGGACUUUGAAGCAACUUGAAAAACAUAAUAGCAACUUUUCUUUAAAAAAUGUUAUAUAAAACCGAAUAGAAGAUAAUAAGAGAUUCUGAGUGAGAUUUGUAGCAAUACAGAAACACAGAAGUAUGAAACACGUAUUUGUGAAUCAACUUUCAACUGGGACCUUUUUUGUGAAAUGUUUGACAUUUCUUUGAAUAUCUUUGUCUCUUCUCUUUCUAACCUGCACCGCAUGUACUUUGAGUAAUUAAGCCAAGUAAAUGAACACUUUAGGUUCAAUGGAAGCAACCUGAAAAAUAUGAUACAUAACCAAAUGUAAAUUAAAACAUAUUAAUAUACACACACCUUUGCGAAUUUUGGCGAGCAAAUGCCGUUAGCAUUUCUAAAAAAGAUAUACCAAGGAUGGCAUGACCCGGCAUGACUGACCAAAAGCGAGCGAUGCUUAAAAACGAUUGCGUACUAAUAAAAGAUAUGUUGGUUCACGAUAACAGACAGUCAACCAACAUAUCUUUUGUUAGGGUACUCUUACCAAGAAUAUAUGCUAAGGCUAAAUGUCGAAUAAAAGCUAUCGAAUUCUUAUUGACGACAUUCCUGCCAUGCCAUUCCUGGAAUUUCACUUUCUUUCCAGAAACAUUUAGUCAAGUAAAUGACAUCGGAUUGUAAUUUUCAAUGAGAAUUUAGAAGGCUAUUAUCUUCUGUGGAGAGAGGUCAGCUGCAUAACGAACAUCGAGAAUAACAGCGCUCAAAGACAGUAGAAAACCAGCAAACAAAACGUACUAGUUCAAGUAUGCACCAAGGACAGGUAUGGCUAAAACCAUGUUUCCCAUAUGUGGCCCCUUGGUAUGGAAACUCUUUUUUUAGAAGAAAAGCAAAAGACUUGUUCCAGAACCAACCUAUCUAUAUCUAUCUCUAUCAUGGAAACCGAGCCUAUGUAGCUUGGAGUUCAUUAAUAUCAAGGCAUGUACUGCUGACCAGGAAGAACGUAGGCCCUGGUGAUAAGACCAUCACAAACCAAAUCAUUGACUUUCAAAAAUAAUUACGCGUGCUAAGGCCGUCAUCUUCAAGAAUGACCACAUUGCAAUUUAAACGAGUACCGUUCGUGACAAUAUACUGAAUGACUCAAUACGUGAGUAGACAAGGAGGCGGCACAAUCUCAUCAGACUUGGAAUGUAUUUCCUCAAUCGUGAUUCGGAACUACGUGACUUGGAAACCAAAACAUUAGUCAACCUACCAUUGCCAUUCUGGUAAUUUUCCUUCAGAUCUUUACUUUAGUUUACCAAUGCAAACUUUAUCUUCAGCGACAUCUUCCAGGCGAACAUCGCGUUCAGUUCUAGCCAACAAUAGUCCACGAUAGUGUCCUCAACGAGUUGCCAAGUACACUAUGUUUUAUUCAGUUGAUUGGCAGCAGUCAGUGUCUUACUGGUGAUGGAAGACAAAGUUUAAUCAGGAGGAAAAUUAAAGAAGCAUUCUUUUUGCUUAGUUAUUUAGUAAGUUAUUUUCACUUUCAGUCACUCAUUAAAGUUUCAUGCAAACAUCUA